AGGUGGCGUUUAUGAAGCCAAUUCUACCCUGAAAGUGUGUGAUUGCUAAGCAAUGGAUAUCAUAAACGUUACAAUCGAUCCAGAUGCUGGUGCAGAAAGUGGGAGGUUGCAGCACAACAACUAAGUUAGAUUGGUGGGUGGAAAUUGGAACUGCAGCAUGCUCUCAAGACUUUUGGAGGCUGAACAAAAGAAAGUUCAAGUUCUUUGAGCUAAUGGUUGCAUGGUACAGAGUCCUCAGUUGUUGCUCGGUUUUGUGCGUGAUUCAGAGUUUUGUAAUCACCUUUCCGUGCACCUUAAAAGUGGGGAUUCCAAAUUUUUUUUAA
Ilex paraguariensis (yerba mate) is the source of this 323-nucleotide messenger RNA. The record is from the annotation of a GenBank genome assembly. NCBI's taxonomy places the organism in Eukaryota, Viridiplantae, Streptophyta, Magnoliopsida, Aquifoliales, Aquifoliaceae.